Molecule: messenger RNA, 1401 nt
Organism: Lachancea meyersii CBS 8951
Lineage: Eukaryota; Fungi; Ascomycota; Saccharomycetes; Saccharomycetales; Saccharomycetaceae
Source: the annotation of a GenBank genome assembly
AUGAUCAGUGCUUUAUUCAUAUAUUCUCUGCGAGGGGAACUGCUGAUUUCCAAAGAUGUGAAAUCCACAGUUCAGAAGUCAAUGGCAGAGAUUUUCAGAAUUCAAGUUAUAAACAAUCUUGAUGUUCGAUCUCCGGUAUUGACUCUUGGAUCAACAACCUUUCAUUAUAUCAAAUCGCCCGGAAACUUGUGGAUAGUGUCUGUCAGUCGAUCUAAUGCAGACAGUGCGGCAAUAUGGGAGUUUUUAUACAAGCUCAGCUCGCUUUUGCAAGCUUACGGCCUGGAUUCAGAAAAGAAUAUGAAGGAGGAAUUCAUGACGUGUUUCGAGCUCCUGGAUGUGCUCCUUGAGAAUGGAGUGCCCAUGGAAAGUGAAUUCAGCAAUGUGGCAUCGCUAAUGUCGGUCAAACCUUCAAUAGCAGUUGAUGCCUUCAACAGUUUCACGGAAGGCAUAGCGAACGGCACGGAUCGGUUUAUACCGCGUUCACGGCUGUUAAAGAGAAAGUCAAGCACAUUCAUCUCUCAGGAUACACUGAAAGACCAGCAAUCAAAAAUUCCAUGGAGGAACAAUGGCAUCAAGUAUAAGAAAAAUGAAGUUUUCUUGAAUGUUAAUGAGAGCAUCAAUAUUCUCGUCUCUAAAGACGGAUCCAUCUUAAAAUCUUAUGUCGAUGGCACUGUGGAAGCUACGACACACUUGAGCGGCAUGCCCGUGUGCCGUUUUGGCCUGAACGACGCCUUGUCGAUAACAUCUCCAUUUUACGAAGGUUCUCCGGAAACGGUCAAUAAGAAAGCCAUUCCAAAAGCAGCGGCCGGGAGCGUCAUGCUUGAAGACUGUAAAUUUCACCAGUGCGUCCAAUUGGAAAAAUUUCAAACCGAUCGCACCAUCAACUUCGUGCCGCCAGAUGGCACUUUCGAGCUCAUGAAAUACCACGUCAGGGAGAAUCUCAACUUACCUUUCAAAGUGACACCCAUUGUGACAGUGUCCAGAUCGGGAUCAAUCGAAUACCGAAUCACCAUCAAAUCGUUGUUCCCAGGAAAACUCAGCGCUAAAGACGUCCAGAUGCGAAUACCUGUCCCGCCAGAAACUGUUGACUGCAGUUUUUCCACGUCUAACGGAAAAUGCAAGUUCGUUGCUGCCGAGAGCGCGAUUAUUUGGCAAUUCAGCAGAUACCAAGGGUUAACGGAAAACAGUAUUUCUGCUACGGCUCUCCCCGCAAAGGGUUAUCUACUAAAUUUCGAUAAAUGGUCAAGGCCUUCAAUUUCCUUGAAAUUCGAGGUCACGAUGUUCAGUAAUUCAGGUCUUGUCGUUCGCUUUUUCGACAUUUUGCAGAAAGACAAAAAUUAUAACUUGAUCAAGUGGAUCCGAUACAUAUCGCGCUCGGGGGCUUACGAAGUGAGAUACUAG